AUGGCAGCAUCACAUAACAGCAGCCCGCCUGCAUCGGUAUACGACAUGAGCGACGACGAAGAGAGCGACUACAACAGCGUGCGCCGCCGGUCGUCGGCCUCGCGCGGCGUCAAGCUGCUCUACGCAAAGAGCAAGGUCUUUGUCCACCCCUCGCCCUCGUCCAAGGACAACAUCGAUGGCUUCUGCGCCCUGUACGAGCAAAAGUCUCCUUCCGCCUCUUCGGCCGCUUCGUCUUCCUCGUCCACCCAAAUCCCAUCAUCGUCGCUCAUCCUGGGAUGGACCCCCGUCGCCUCCCUCCAGAGCCAGGGCCAGUUCGACACUUACAACAAGGUCGACCUGGACGACAAGGACCAGCCCACGAGAAAUCUCGUUCCUCCUCCGCCCAUCACUUCCGCCCACUCGGCUACCCCAGGCCCAUACCCCUUUGCUGUCCAAGCCAGCGAAAUCUACUCGAUCCAGAUCCGCCCGCCGAGUGCCGGCUGGUGGUUUGGCAGUCUCGUCAUCAAUACUCGCUCAGGCGACAGCUUUCCCGCGCUCUUCUUCCAUGACAGCGAAUGCCAGUCCACCAUAAACCACCGCAAGAAGCUCGCCCGCGAGAACUUUGAUCCCUUUGGCGAAAGCGGCAACUUGUUCUGGGGCGGUGAUCAGGUCUUGGGAUGGCUCAAGAGACACCUCAAUGUCGAGCGCUCNCCCGAGCCCAACAUCUUCCUGAUCGAGCCCUCAGACGCCGAUCGUACUGGCUUUGGCACGAACAAGUCUGGCAAGCCCUCUCCCGACAAGGUUCAGCAAGCUUUAGAAGGCCCCAAUGCACAACCCCAGAAGAAGAAAAAGGAGGAUCCCGUUGCAAAGUUUUUGAAAGACUCUCGCUGGGCUGUCCUGGAGAAGCUCAGUCAGGUCACCACUUUCACCCGCCGUACUGCUCAGGCUGCUGCUGAUAACCCCAAAUUGCCUCCCCAGCUGCGUCGCAUCAUGCAGAACCCCCAAGUUCAGACGGUCCAAGAAGAAUUUGACAGUGCCCGUCUGUAUCUUGCGAGAUGGGCAAUGACCAUUGCCGAACAGAGCGAGCGUGAUAGAAGCCAACGCAUCUACACGGCCAAGGACUUGCUGGAGAAUGAAGACACCGAGCUGGGCGAGUUUGAGAUUCUGGACGUCGACAUGAGGCACCUCGAGCUCAACGAAAAGAGAGACCCCGUCACCAUCAAGGAGUGGAACGCCUUCUUCGAUUCCCAUGGCAGGCUUCAAGUCACUCCCGACGAGGUCAAGGAGCGUGUCUUCCACGGCGGUCUACAUCCAGACGAUGGCGUCAGAAAGGAAGCUUGGCUUUUCCUCUUGGGUGUCCAUGACUGGAACAGUACCAGGGAUGAACGCAAGGCCAAGAUCAACAGCCUCAAUGACGAAUACAUCCGUCUCAAGGGUGCCUGGUGGGAUCGCAUGAUGGAUGAAGACGGCACCCUCGAAGAGCGCGAGUGGUGGAAAGAGCAAAAGAUGCGUAUAGAAAAGGAUGUGCACCGAACUGAUCGUAAUAUCCCCCUGUUCGCUGGCGAGGACAUCCCACACCCAGACCCAACCUCUCCAUUCGCUGAGGUUGGCACCAAUGUCCACCUCGAGCAGAUGAAGGACAUGCUGCUCACCUACAACGAAUACAACAAAGACCUGGGCUACGUGCAAGGCAUGAGUGACCUGCUCGCCCCCAUCUACGCAGUCAUGCAAGACGACGCCGUGGCCUUUUGGGGCUUCGUCCACUUUAUGAAUCGCAUGGAGCGAAACUUCCUCCGCGAUCAAAGCGGCAUGCGUCUCCAACUCAGCACCCUCGAUCACCUCGUUCAACUCCUCGACCCUAAGCUUUACCUCCAUCUCCAAUCCGUAGACUCGACAAACUUCUUCUUCUUCUUCCGCAUGCUGCUGGUCUGGUACAAGCGCGAAUUUGCCUGGCUGGACGUGUUGCGGCUCUGGGAAUCCCUCUGGACAGACUAUUACUCUGCAAAUUUCCACUUGUUCAUCGCAGUUGCCAUUCUAGAAAAACACAGGGACGUGAUUAUGGAGCAUUUGCGCGGCUUUGACGAGGUACUCAAGUACGUGAAUGAGUUGAGCAAUACCAUUGAUUUAGGUUCUACAAUGAUCAGGGCAGAAGCACUGUUUCGCCGCUUUCAAAGGACGGUGGAGCAUAUUGACCGCAAAGACCAUUUCCCGACGCCGACGUUGAGGCAGAGGAAACAGAUUUCUGGGGGUGCGUUGGACCAAGGUGCUGCGGCUGUGGGUCAUGAUGGCAAGCAAGCUGCUGCGGCGAGUUCUACAGACGCACAAGGUGCUGGGGGUGCACAGCAAGCGACGACGACUCAAGCGCAAAAGGAGAGGAUCGUUAGUCCUGAGCUGCGAGCUUUGCUCUCGCGAGAGUUUUCUCGGGUUGAGAAACCUGGGAAGUGA
Molecule: messenger RNA, 2424 nt
Organism: Aureobasidium vineae
Lineage: Eukaryota; Fungi; Ascomycota; Dothideomycetes; Dothideales; Saccotheciaceae
Source: the annotation of a GenBank genome assembly